This is a messenger RNA of Anopheles coustani, 3304 nucleotides long. RefSeq lists its product as uncharacterized. The record is from RefSeq and is a predicted model, not a curated record. Gene Ontology annotation, biological process: axon guidance. Bases 22 to 3231 code for a protein of 1069 amino acids. Gene Ontology annotation, cellular component: cytoplasm. Gene Ontology annotation, molecular function: guanyl-nucleotide exchange factor activity. Lineage: Eukaryota; Metazoa; Arthropoda; Insecta; Diptera; Culicidae. The transcript has 11 exons.
UUGAAGUCGUUGAGCGUAAAAAUGCCUCUCGAUGGCACGAAAACGGGCAGCGACGACGACGAUCAUCAGUCGGUUGGCUCGACGCGCUGGAGAAGGCUGAAGUCGACCGCGAACGCUGCUGGUGAUCGCGUUUCUUGCGACAGUGGCAUUUCCCUCGAGGAUCCGGUGCUGGUGGCUGCCGCCUCCGCCACCGCCAGUCCAGCGUUGGUGCGCCGCGAAAAAAAGCGCAACGUUGGUGAUGGUGGAGCAUCCUACGUCCGACGGCUGACGCAGCUCUUCGAGACGCUAUCCCACGACGAGCUGCGCAAAGAACAAGAACGGGAGGAGGUGCCGCAGCCUUAUCAGGCCACUCGAUCCACCAACUACAAACCGUCCGCGAUGGGGUGGGAGUUGAACAAAGUGACCGAAGAGUCCGGCAGUGUUCCCGCGUCGCCGGAAGUGUGCGACGAUCGACAGUGUGCCGUCCCGUGUGAGGUGUUAGAGAAGAUGGAGGCCGCAGAUGGCGGUGGAGAUGUCGGUGUCGGUUUUAAUGAGAGUGAAAUCGUGCCCACUGCCGUAAGUGAAGCGACCGAAGUGGUGGACGGGGUGGCAAACGAGGCGCAGGUGGGCGACCCCACGGGUGAAGCAGUGAACCAAUUAGUGGCCCAACGAGCGGUUGCUGCCCCCCUGACCGUUACCGCGGAGGAUCGUGUGAUGGCAGAAAAUGUGCGCUUGAGCAAAGGUGGUUCCGGGGGGAAAAAGCGGCUCAGCAGUCGCCGAUCGCAGCUGCUGGCCACGGCGCGGAUGAGUAGCGUUGGGGCGACGGGGCGUAGCUUACACCACGACCAUCAAGUGCACGAUAAGAUAACCGAGGAAUACGACGGCUACUACUUUGACGAUGAUGACGAGUUCGAUACCAGUGAGGAUGAGCCCGAGGAAACCGUCGGCAGUGGUGUUGAUUUCGGAGAGGAAUCAUCUCCGCCCGAUGCUAGUAGACAACCGAUUUCCGAAGCCCACAACAUGCACAUCCCGUCGGUUGACACCGGCAUGCCGCACUACGACGAGCACGACGAUUUCAGCGACAGCUCCUUCGACAGUGACUCCGAUGGUGACCAUUUCGUUCCCAGACCGGACUCGAACAGUUCCCUCAAAACAGCUCGGGUGACGAGCAUUCUGCAGGAACUGUUGGAAAACGAAGCAAACUACGUGCAAACGCUUGGCCGGGGCAUCGAAAACUACGUCAGCAUAAUGUCGGGCAAGGACGUACCUCCCGGGUUGCGCGGCCAAAAGUUCCACAUCUUCGGAAACAUCGAGAAAAUCCACAGCCUGCACCAGAACCAGCUGCUGCCGGCACUCCAGCACAACCGGGCCAGCAUUCAGGGGAUCGCGGAGACGUUCAUCCGGUUUCUGGAGAACGACAAGUUCUACUGCUACAUCAUGUUCGCGCUCAACCGGCCCAAGUCCGAGCGGAUAUGCAACCGUAAUUUGGACUUCUUUCAGCGUCGCCAGGCGGAGGUUGAUGAUAAGCUCGGCCUGAACAGCUUCCUGCUGCAGCCGAUCCAACGGCUGCCCCGCUACAAACUACUGCUGGCCGAGAUCAACAAAGAGAUUCUGAAGCAGCUGGAGGACACCCUGCUGCAGUCGGUGCGGGACGAGAUCGGCGUGCUGUGCAAGGCGGAAAAGCGUCUCGAGCGUUUCAUCGACAUCGUCAACGAGGCGAUGAGCAUCAACGACAUUCACGAGUGCUACGAGGGAGCCAACAGCGUGCAGGCGGAGCUGAUGAACGCGAUGAAUGUCUUCAAUAUUGUGGUGGACGCACCGAUGGUGCUGAUACUCCGAGCACACACGGACUUCAAUCCGGCCAAGAGAGAAUCAGUUAACCUCUUCAGUCAGGGCAAGUUUCGCAAAAUGUUCGAGUUAGACAUCUACGACUGGGACCACCGGAGGCGGUACGCGGCCAAGAUGUUCGUGUUCGAGCGGAGCGUCCUCUACACGGAAAAGGUGAAGAACCAGCUCGAGUAUCGCGGCCGGUACGACGAGUCGGAGAUCGGGCUGCACAACGAGAAAAGCAACAAGGUGUACCUGUACGCGAGGAAGCGCGGCAUCCAGGAGAUCGAAGUCACCUGCGGGGACAUGAACGAAACGCAGCGCCUGACCAGCCUCGUCGAGGGCAUGAUGCGGGAGUUUGCGAUGAACGAGCGGUGGCGUCUGAAAACGCUCGAUCGACCGCGGAUACCGAGCGUGAUGACGCUGAACCGGCGCAGCGUUAACAGUAUGACGUCGAACUCGAGUACCCUCAGCAUAAUGCGAGAAAGUUACGAACCACAAACCUCGCAAACCACCUGGAGCACCGAUAAACCGGUAGCCCAGCUGGCAACGAUACAGAAAAACUUCUGCCGAAUACUGACCGCCAACCGGCGCUACUACCUCAACGAGUUGCCCACCGAGUUGGCACAGAAAGUGGCCGACUUUGUUCGCGUAUACGAUCGCAUUGUAAACGUUCACAUCAAACGAUUGUACGAGGAUCUUGCCAAGCCUGACACCGGGAUCGAUGAGGUUUGCGAGCUGUUCAUAGGAUACUUGAAGAAUGGAGUGUUUGACGAUUAUAAUGGCUACAUUCGGACUUUCAAACCGGCUGCAGAUGUUUUGAAGAACAUCCACAAGGUGUCGCGCUCCAGUAUCAGCGACAGCAUGGUCGCCCAAACGAUGGAUGAGUUUACCUUCCUGCCGGUGGAGCACUGGAACAAGCUGCAACACUUCUUCCAAGCGCUCGUGGUGCAGAUAUCGGAACAGAUGAACGCCGGUCAGAUGGAGCACCAGGAGCUGUUCCGUAAGCUAGCGUACGUCGAGGUGCAGGUGACCACCUUCCGCAAGCUGCUCUUCCAGAACUAUCAGCUGUUCAAUCUGGACGAGAAGAUUACACCGCACAUGCUGGGGCUGGUAUUGUACUCCGAUCGGGUGCGAUACGACAACGAAACGAUCAGCUCGCACCGUGUGCUUCUGUGUGAACGAGCGGUCGUUUGUGUGAAGUUCCAUUUCGUGAGGGAAUGUGGCAGACAGGCGGAAAAGUACACCGGGUUCGCCUUCGUCGAUCGGUUCGGUCGUGAAGCCAACGUUAAGGUCAGCAAGAAAUCGGAAAUCCGACUGAACGCCCUAGUGAACGGUACCAAGCACGCGUUCGACUUUGGCAACACGGCCAACCGGGAUAAGUUCUACGGCCAGUACUGUACCGUGUUUGCCCGCUUUUCGUAGAUGGUGUGGUGCAUUAAUUUUCAGCUAUUAUUUUUAUCAACCGUUACACACAGUCCAAACGACUCGCAAUAAA